This is a messenger RNA of Malania oleifera, 1144 nucleotides long. RefSeq names its product protein SYM1. Bases 97 to 798 code for a protein of 233 amino acids. The record is from RefSeq and is a predicted model, not a curated record. Gene Ontology annotation, cellular component: cytoplasm; membrane. NCBI's taxonomy places the organism in Eukaryota, Viridiplantae, Streptophyta, Magnoliopsida, Santalales, Ximeniaceae. The transcript has 6 exons.
GGAUUUUUAAUGCCAAACAUCACGAAUUUUGGAGCUUAAUCUAACCAGUUCUGAUUGGACUUUGCUUCGUUCAUCAUUUGCUUUUGUCUUUCGAGAAUGGAUGCAUUGGGUGGUUGCGGCGGCAGCCACGGCGGGUGGUGGUGGAGCUGGCGCCGGAGAAGGCCCCGCCCAUUUCGUUCGCAGCAAAGACAAUCCAAAGCCUCCGGGUCUGUAGAGGCUGCCGGAAACGAUGGUCACCGGUUCCCCUUCAAGCAAGCGCUGACGGCGGGCUCUCUCGCUCUCACUGGAGACACCAUCGCUCAGCUGAGAGAGCGGUGGAUGAGAAGAAACAGUUCUCCCAAAAUUGAUUCUCUUUCUCAUUCUGACGAUUCCGUUAAUAAGGAUGUCAUGAGCACCCUUCUUUCAAACCAUGAUUGGCUUCGAGCACUCCGGAUGGCUUCCUAUGGGUUUCUUUUCUAUGGCCCUGGUUCUUAUGUGUGGUACCAGUACCUUGAUCGAUCUUUGCCAGCACAAACAGUGGAGAACCUAUUGCUGAAGGUACUGUUAAAUCAAAUUGUUCUUGGUCCUUCUGUGAUUGCUGUUGUAUUUGCAUGGAACAAUUUGUGGCAAGGGAAACUUUCACAGCUUCCAAAUAAGUACCAGAAAGAUGCCCUUCCCACACUUCUUUAUGGAUUUAGGUUCUGGAUUCCUGUCAGUGCAUUGAAUUUUUGGGUGGUUCCUCUUCAAGCUCGUGUAGCUUUUAUGUCCAUGGGUUCUAUAUUCUGGAAUUUCUUCUUAUCUUCAACCAUGAGCAAGUAGUGUCAACUGCUGAAAUGGUUAUCAAUGGCUUAAAUCUCUCUGCAAUUUUGAGCAUCAGAUUCCUCGCACCCAGGUCGAGAGAAGAUUGUGCGACCAGCAGCAGCAUUGGUUCAAACCUUUCUCUAGUUUCCUUACAUUUUCUAUGGAGCAGUCUCUUGAACAAAUGAAUGAAUGUUGAAAAAUUUUUGCAUUGGAAAAGGAGUAGCUUGAUCCAUUUUAGAUUUUUUAAGAACAGUUGGUUUGGAUGUAUAUAAUCUAGGAUACAAUAUUGGUUUAAUUCAUUCAAUGAAUGUAAUAUGAUGAAUGCAACUAGGCCAUUGAUUUGCAUUCUUGAAGUUGCUGCAAA